AACAGCACAACCCGCGCAACUACCCACGGCCCCAUGAUCACUCGGGACAGCUUCGAACCAUACAAGCGAGAUUAGACGCACGCGACGCACCCACGAGACAUACCAAAAUCCGACUCACGAUCCAAAUCCGACCUCCGUCCCCGCCACAAAGAUGAUGGGCAUAGCGAACAUGCAGCCCCGGCAGCUGGCCACCCAAGUCCUCAAUUUCGCGCUCGUCCUCUCUACCGCAUUCAUGCUAUGGAAGGGCAUCUCUGUCGUCGCGGACUCGCCCUCACCAAUUGUCGUCGUGCUGUCAGGAUCCAUGGAGCCCGCCUUCCAAAGAGGAGACCUGCUGUUCCUGUGGAACCGGGGACUGGAUACACAGCUGGGGGAGGUCGUCGUAUACAAUGUGAAGGGGAAGGACAUUCCGAUUGUGCAUCGUGUGGUGCGGAGAUUCGGCGGAGGAAAAUCACCUCUCCGUCUCCUCACAAAAGGUGACAACAACCUCGCGGACGACACGGAGCUUUACGCCGCAGGUCAAACCCACCUGAACCGCAAGGAGGAUGUCAUCGGCAGCGUCGUCGGCUUCAUCCCUUUUGUCGGGUACGUCACGAUCUUGCUGAGCGAAUACCCAUGGUUGAAACAGGCCAUGCUGGGCAUAAUGGGGUUGAUGGUGGUACUACAGCGCGAGUAGGCGCUAGGGAGCUAUUGAUGGAAGAGGUCUUUCAUUGGGGAAGAAGGUAUCACGAAGCCUAGAUCUUCCUGUCUUGACACCCUGUUUCGAAAUUGGGACAGCGUAUUGCAGCCACGCCGUUGGAGUAAGUCAUGGUGGGGUCUAUAUUUGCAGCCUCGGUAGUAUGGCGUUUAACAGUAUCAGUACUUUGGUCAUCCAUAUAAGAAGGAGAUAUCCAUCUUCUACUACAUAUACCACGUCAU
Molecule: messenger RNA, 915 nt
Organism: Paraphaeosphaeria sporulosa
Lineage: Eukaryota; Fungi; Ascomycota; Dothideomycetes; Pleosporales; Didymosphaeriaceae
Product: signal peptidase complex catalytic subunit sec11
Exons: 2
Coding region: 152-673 (173 amino acids)
Cellular component (GO): membrane; signal peptidase complex
Molecular function (GO): serine-type endopeptidase activity
Source: RefSeq, a predicted model, not a curated record